Molecule: messenger RNA, 1872 nt
Organism: Durusdinium trenchii
Lineage: Eukaryota; Dinophyceae; Suessiales; Symbiodiniaceae
Source: the annotation of a GenBank genome assembly
AUGUCGAAGCGAGAAGAAAUGCUUGGCAACUUCAAACUUUCAACUCGCGGUUCCAUCAGACGUGCGCCAAACAUCGUGACAUGGGUCACAACGAUCAGUAAUCUCAUGGGCCACAUUCCGAAUUUGGACGUCAGCCAAUUGAAUCAUCAGUCAGACCUAGCAUAUGACACAAAAACUCAUUGCCUUCGACCGUUCAUACCUCACCCCUGGCCUCCUGCCCCAAGCCAAACUCAGGUGAAUGACAACAACAAGAGGAACUCCAAGUCCGGGCAGCUCCUGGGGCAGAAGGCGCAGGCUGUCCGCAACAUCAUGGAGCACUAUGACAAAACGUCACGCGAUCUGCUGAUUGCCUACACCAUCGAAAUUGGACAUGAAAAUACUCCUUGGACUGAUGACAACCUGAGCAGCAAGAAGUGCUUGCCCGGAUAUCAGUUCAAGAGCAACUCUGGUCCUGUUUGGCAAGCUCGGGGCAAGGUCACCAAGGUGCAACACCAGAUCAAUUGCCACCGGAAAAUCACGCCAACUAUGCGGCGAAAGGUCGACAAAACGCAGAUGGAGGCAACGGCUGAAGAAGCGGCCUUCGUGAUAUCGGUCAGGGACGAAGUCCUCCAGUUGAUGCCUGUCAGCACUGACUUGCUGAAUGAGAAGUGGGUCGACUUGUACGGUUCAGGAGAUCCCACUGUGGUUCUAGAAGUGCAGAGCGCCGUCAUGAACCGUGACUGUACGAAUGUGAGGGACAUCCCUUCCAUUGCAGGAGUCAUGAACAUCCAUUCUGACCAGGCACCGCUUCCCUCUGUGGCUGUUCAUGAGAUGAGCAAGUUGGAGGAGGAGACCUUCUCACUACGCAUGAAACAAUUAGAAUAUGACUUGCAGGCCAUCCGGGUUGCGAAGGCAAAGAAGAGCUCCUAUGAACUCCAGGUGCGUCACACCAAAAUGCAGUACCGUAUCAAGGUGUAUGAGGAGUCUCAGAAAGCGGCAAAGAUCUUUCUGAAUGACACAUCCAAAAUCAUCACCUACAAUGGCUCUGAUGACCUCGUUCGGACCCUCCAGUCCUUCAUCGUGGAGAAAACACACCGGUCGAAGCUAGAUGAGAGUGGGAACGCAUGCUUGAUCUUUCUGAACUGGAGCGCUCCAAGCACAUUGAAGAACAACGCACGGGCAUCGCAAGCUGCCGCAGCUGCCUUCCUGCUUGGCCAAUCAGCUCGAAAUGUUGGGCUGCUGCUCCAGCCAGAAUUCACCUACAAGAAGGGUGAGCUUUGGAUGCUUGAGAACUCCACCAUGAAGCAGCUAGCCCAAAAUGGAAUCACCCUUGACAAGAGCUUCACAUUGCAGUUCAAGGAGAAGGUGGAUCAACGUGACCACGUGCGCCCGCUGAACUACCGUGGCCGCUUCCUCGAGGGUGUCAGUGCCAAGUCUCAAACAAAGGAGUUCUUGUGGCGAAGCUCGGCGUUGUGGCGAGAUGGGAGGACAGCGAUGGCUACCCAACUGCACACCAAGGAUAUGAUCACUGUCGAAUCUCCCCUAGAGGACCAGUCUCAACAGGUAGCUGUGACUGUGCCAGACGGUGAAGAAUACCUAUUCCACGGUGCAAGGAAAGUGGAACAGAUUGGCCGCGAUGGAGCGGAAAAGAUCUUGGGUGGAAUGCUGGAAGGUCUCUCUUUGACUGGGAGAUCGGGUGUCUUCAUCGUGGACUUGAACAUGGGCACUGGGUCUAUGUUUGAUGCCUUUGCCAACCUCAAGCAGACUUUCAACUUCCCAUGCUUCUAUGUUGGGUGCACCGAUGACUGUACCACCUCGGAAUGGUUUGGUCUGCAAAAGACGGCCGCCCGCCUUCAGCUUGAUCAAUGCUCUUUUCUGGUCGGCCAAACCUAG